CACUUAUCUAUCAGACAUGCGACAGCUGAAGGGUGAAUCCACCACAGGCGAACAGGCCUUCAACCCAAACCAACAUGUCCAGUAAAGCCGCUGUCAUCUUCACUCCUACCUGCUGAAUUAUAAUGCCCGCGCCUGCUCUGCUCCAAUUCACACAACCGAGCGAUUCUGAGCAACUUUUCCGCGGCUUAAAAUGACGACUAAAACUGUGGAUAAAGUGGCCGAGUCGCUCAGUGAGUUCCUGCGCUCCAUCCCGGUGUACCCCAUGGAUGAGAUCCCCUCAUCAUUACCCAGCGGCUUUGCUAAUGUAGACGCGGGAAACGGCUCUGAGUUCAGUGAGGCGGCGGGAGGUGGCCUGAGCGCUGACAGCUUCUCCGUGGAGAAAGAAAGUCUGGACUUUGCAGAACCUCAGAACUCGCCUCUUUCCUACACGGGCAAAAUCUCCAUUGACUCUCAGUUCGCGCAGGGCAGCUGGACUCAGGAAGGUCUGAUCAGCCUGGUGUGUGCGGAGGUAGAAGGCAAGACCACCGCCCUCCCCGCGCUCUCCUCCGCCUCGCCAGCGCCCACAGACCUCUCCGGGGCUCCAGGGCCCCCUGAAGGGCCCGGAAAAGCCCCCUCCUCCGCAAUGGAGCACAUGUACACGCCGCCCCCUCCCUACACCUGCAGCGCUGAUGUCUAUCAGGAUCCCUCCGCGUACUCCUCCGCCACCUCGUGCGCUGUAACGCACCCGUGCGCCAUGUCCUACUCCUCCUCGCCGAAGCCCACGGUGGACGGCGCGCUCUUCUCCAUCUUGCCGGACUACGGGGGCUUUUAUCAGAGUAGCAGUGGGCCACGGGACGUCCCACCUAUUCUCCAGGACCGAAAGCCCUUCUCGUGCUCGCUGGAGUCCGUCCGAGUCCCCCCGCCGCCCCUCACGCCCCUCAACACGAUACGCAACUUCACGCUCGCGGAGGGUCCGCGGGCGCCCGCGCGCCUCCUCCUCCCGCCUCCGCCGCCCCUCGCGCACGCCGCCCCGCUGCGCCCUAUUGCGCGCCCCCGCAGGUACCCGCCGCGCGCGUGCAAGACGCCCGUGCACGAGAGGCCGUACCCAUGCCCGGCCGAAGGCUGCGACCGCCGCUUUUCGCGCUCCGACGAGCUGGCGCGCCACGUGCGCGUGCACACGGGCCACAAGCCCUUUCAGUGCCGCAUCUGCAUGCGCAGCUUCGGCCGCAGCGAUCACCUCACCACGCACAUCCGCACGCACACGGGCGAGAAGCCAUUCGCGUGCGACCUGUGCGGCCGGAAGUUCGCCAGGAGCGACGAGCGCAGACGCCACGCGAGGAUCCACCAGAGACAGAGCGAGAGGCGCGAGCGCGCGAGCCAACAACAGCAGCACCAGCAGGAGCAGCAGCAGCAGCCGCCCGCUGAGGGCGCGAGGUGAAGGAGCAGCUGCUGCUGGACACAUAUGGCACGAGCCUCCGUUAUUAUCAGCACGGGACAGCACUGCGCUGAGCCGUGAAGGCAGCUUUAACGUGAGCUCGGCGUGUGAGCGUGUUUAUCUUUUUCACUGUAAGUCUGGACCAGUGGGUCACUGUCCUGAUGCUGGAUGACCCUCUGCUGCACACGCUGGAGUUUUCUCUGCGCUAACACAACUGAUCCAAUUAUUCAGCUGAGUAACAGGUCCUUCAGGUGUGUUGCAGCAGAGAAAACGUUCAGAUGUUCAGGACAGGGGUACUCCAGAAUCAGGAUUCACUCAAAAAAUGAAACAAGGGGUUUGUUUGACAAACUGCAGUGUGUCAAAAUUCAUUUUCAACAGCAAUUUAAUUUAAUCUAGGGCACGUGUGUCAGGCUCCAGUCCUUGCGGGCCGAAACACUGCAGACUUCAGCACACUGCCUCAUUAAACACACCUAAUUCAGCUCAUCAGCUGAUUAGCAAGGCCUUCAUGAACUGAAUUCAGAGUGUUAGAUGAAGGUAAACGCUGAUCUCCACAGCACUUUGGCCCAGAAGGUCCCCUGUUUGACAUGCCAGUUCUAGGGCCUGAACAAUAGGAAAUUUUUGACUGAUACUGAUAUUGAUUUAUCAGUUUUAAAAAUUCCUUGUAAUACUGGCCAAUAUACUCUAAUACUUUUAGUUACCCCUAUUGUACCUAAUGUCUCAUUGGCAAUGCAUUCAAAGUCUCGUCAUUAAAAUCUGCUGCUAGAGUAGUUACGACAUUCAGAUUAGGGAUUAUUUAUUUGUUUCAUCAGAGUAACAAAAAUGGUGACUAAAGUGUUGAGUAUCUGUUUUCAGCUGUUAGAUCAUGUUCUUUACAUAUUCAAGUAAACAGCUUUGAGAAAUGAAGUUAAUAGAGGCAUAAAAAGGAGAUUAAAAUACAAAAACACUGUUUUUUACACUAUAAAAUAAGCCACUAAAUAUCGGUGGCCUAUCAGCGAGAUUUGUGCCGUUAUACCGAUAAAUCGCCAGGACGCCAAUACGGUCAGUCAGCUGAUAUAUCAGUCAGGCCCUAGUUUCAACUGCAUUUUAAACCCAUAUAAGUUGACUUUAUUUUAGUGAAAAAGUGAUGCAUAAUUAAAUUAUGGUUAACAGUUUCUUUUUCUGAGUGUUGAGAAGCACUGGUCUGGACUGUAGAAGCUUCUGUUAAAAGUUUCAAGCUCUGUCUAUUCUCGUUCUUGUAACUAAACUGUCUAAAAAGUUUACUGUUUAAAAAUUUUAGCGCUGCUAGUGUCCAUGUUCGUUUUCAGAUGUGGACGGAUCACUGCAAGAAAUAGAUAUUCAUCCUAUUCUUUACUUGCCUAGUGUCAUCUGAAGUGUCAGUAUGAUGCUCGCUCUUACUUUUUUGUGCUGACUUGUUUUGGGAAACUGAGCCUUUAUUCAGAACUUUGAUUUGUUCUUAGUGUGUCCUUCUAACAUUUGUUCUGUACACAAAAGACCUGUGGCAAGAUCUGUUACAAGAUGUGAACCUGCAGCUAAUUUACUUGUGUUGUAAAUGGACAAAUAAACAUAGACUGGAUUCU
Messenger RNA from Colossoma macropomum (tambaqui), 2991 nucleotides. It is a transcript of the gene egr2a, whose product is annotated as early growth response 2a. The transcript has 2 exons. Bases 191 to 1417 code for a protein of 408 amino acids. The record is from RefSeq and is a predicted model, not a curated record. Gene Ontology annotation, biological process: regulation of transcription by RNA polymerase II. Lineage: Eukaryota; Metazoa; Chordata; Actinopteri; Characiformes; Serrasalmidae. Gene Ontology annotation, molecular function: RNA polymerase II cis-regulatory region sequence-specific DNA binding; DNA-binding transcription factor activity, RNA polymerase II-specific.